Aspergillus oryzae RIB40 is the source of this 2940-nucleotide messenger RNA. RefSeq names its product DNA-directed DNA polymerase POL5. Gene Ontology annotation, cellular component: nucleolus. The coding region runs from base 1 to 2940 and encodes 979 amino acids. Gene Ontology annotation, molecular function: transcription factor binding; rDNA binding. The transcript has 6 exons. Lineage: Eukaryota; Fungi; Ascomycota; Eurotiomycetes; Eurotiales; Aspergillaceae. The record is from RefSeq and is a predicted model, not a curated record. Gene Ontology annotation, biological process: regulation of DNA-templated transcription.
AUGGCUGACCUCACCUGUACCGUGGCCACUUCUGCGACCCUGGUGGAAAUUUACGAAGAUCUCGCGAGCGAGAAAGAUGAGAUCAGACUGAAAGCUGCGCAAGCGCUGGUGUCGCAAUUUACGCCCGACAAGAAUGCUACAGAUGACCAGAUCCAAAAGACUCUGCGGAGACUUUUCCGCGGCCUCUGCAGUAGCAGAAAAGCUGCGCGCAUUGGUUUUUCUAUCGCCUUGACUGAGAUUCUGUCUCAAAUUCUUUCCAGCCCCAGAGAGUCUUCAGAAUUUGAUAUCCCGAGGGUAGUAGGGUUCUGGGAGUCACAGUCUAGCGCUUCCGGAAGCGAGUCGGGUCAGGAACAAAGAGAUCAUCACUUUGGACGUUUAUUUGGUGCAGAGGCUAUUAUCAAGUCUGGUAUUCUUUUCAAGCCCAACGCGCCUUUCUCUGAGUGGACUAAGCUCCUAGACCUGGUCUUUGAUCUGGCCAAGAAGAAGCCCUGGAUCAGGGAAGAAUGCGGUUGGAUCGUCUACCGCUGUGUCUAUGAAUUAUCUGCUCAGAAGGCCGAAGCAAAGUUUGUGGAAUCCGCUCUUGAGCGCCUUUGCACAAAUGAGCUGGCACGGACGCCAGAGGGAGUUGCUAUUUGGCUAGCAGCCAAGGACUUAUUCCCUAAAGUGAAACUUCCUAGUAAAGUUUGGAAACAUGACGACCCACUAGACGUCAAGGAGAGGAAUCAGCUGGCAAAGGUCAUGAAGGAAUCUUCAGUGUCCGAGGCUGAAGGUGAAAAUAAGGGUAGCAACCCCAAGUCAUCGGGCGUGUGGAAUUCAAAGCUUCACUUUGCUUGGGAUGCUGUGUUGUCUAGGCUCAGCGAAACCUCAGCAAAGGAGAGCAAAUCGAAGACCUCUCGGCUUAGCUUCAGUGAUUUCUGGACAGAGGUUGUCGACAAUGGUCUCUUUGCCGCUUCCUCCUCGGACGAGCGUAAAUACUGGGGUUUCCUCCUCUUCGUCAAGGUGUUGAAUGAGAGCCCCUUGCCAUUGGCUUCCCUUGUGUUCACAAAGAACCUUGUGAGAUGCCUUACAAAUCAGCUCGCUGUUGAGGACCGGUACCUUCACCGUAUGGCGGCUAAGGCUGCAAAGACUAUCCAGACCCGCGUGUCAAAGGAACCCGAGUUUGCCGCAGCUUCGAUCAAUGGUUUGAUGGGCUCGGCGGGCUCAGUGAACUUUGAUCAAGUCACCAAGACCAAGACAGUGGAGAAGAUCGUGAUCGAGGCCAACUUAGAUGCCCUCAAGCAGAUUGUGCCCCUCUUCGAAAAGCUCGUCGCAUGCCCGGGUACAAGUGACAGCAAAGCUGCUGCCUCAAGCCGCCAGUUCCUUGCUGGUUUGCUUCUGUCCAUUGUUAGGUCUCGGGCUUCCGCUAGCGAUGAAUCGGAAGAGGGUGCUAAGGAGGUGCUCGAACAAAUUCUGUUCACUUUCGUGCGAUUUGCCUACUUUGUGGAGAAAGAGGGUGACAGCCGCGGUCAGACCGCUGCUGAGCCAGCCCUCACUGAGCAGACUCAGGAGCUCUUCCGGAGCAGGAUCAACUCCUGCCUGAACAGCCUAAUCGCCAACCAGAAGUACGCAACUGCUCUUCCUUAUGCAGUUGUCCGCAAGGUUCGGGAUGCAGCUAAGUCGGAGGAGUAUGGCAAGUUUAUCAUCGCUAUGGAUGAUACCCUGCAGGAUUCAGUGAAGGGCGCAUUUAAAUCGCUGAAGAAAUUGUCAAGCACGGAAAAGAAGGGUGAUGCCGCUGGCGUCGAUGCAUUCAAGCUUCUUUACUCUAUGACCAUCCUUCAGGUGUACAACGGCGAUGCUGAUGCUGUUUCCAUGCUGGACGAACUUGACUUCUGCUUCUCAAAGAUUUUCGGAGACAAGAAGUCUAAGAAGGACGAGACAGCAGAUGCUUCCGAUGCGCUGGUGGAAAUUCUUUUGAGUUUCGCUUCGAAGCCUUCCCAGCUCUUCCGCCGUAUGAGUGAACAAGUUUUUGGUGCCUUCGCCGAUAAGAUUUCUGAGAAUGGACUGGAUUCUCUGGUCUCCAUCUUGGAAGCGAAAGAGAGUCUUGCGGGUCAGCAAGAGAUGUUCGAACAGGACGAUGAAGGAGAAGAAGACGAGGAGAUGAUGGAUGUUGAUGAAGACGACAGUGACGUCGAAGUCAUCGACGCAGAGGGCUCAAAUGAUGACGAAGACGAAGACGACGAGGAGGAGGGAUCUGAAGAGGAAGAAGAUGGAAACGAUGACGAAGAAGCUAUCUUCGAGGCCAAGCUUGCCGAAGCACUCGGACCGCACCGUGCAAACCAAGACCUGAACGAUGACGAUGAAGGCUCAGACGCCGACAUGAACGACGACGAGAUGGAACAGGUAGACCAGCAGCUCGCUAAGGUGUUCCAGGCGCGCCGGGAUGCCCUGAGCAAAAACAAAGACAAGAAAGACGCAAAGGGCAACAUGGUUAACUUCAAGAACCGUGUUCUUGACCUUCUUGAGAUUUAUGUCAAGAAGUGCCACUCGAAACUCCUGGCUCUCGAUCUCCUUCUCCCUCUUCUACGUCUUACUCGCAAGUCUACCGUCAAACAGAUCUCGAACAAGGCCAACUCCGUGCUGCGCGAUUACACGAGACUGUGCAAGGGCUCUGCUCUGCCCAAGUUAGAGUCCGUUGAGCCUGCCUGGGAGCUCCUGAACUCGAUCCACAAGGAGGCCAGCCACAGCGGCCCGCCCUCGCACGCUUCGGCUUGCAGCCAGGCAAGUCUUCUUAUGGUUAAGGUUCUCGUCGCACACGACAAGAACAACAUCUCGGGCAUUGUGGAUGUCUACGCCGAGACCCGAAAGCAGCAGUUCCUCAGCAAGAAAUGCCAUGUCCAGCCUUCGUUCUUCAGCGAAUGGAGCAACUGGUGUGUUUCCGCCAGCAAGCAGAUGAAGAACUGA